UGCUUGUAAUGUUUUGUAGUGGUUAAAAAAAGAUCACAAAAAGCACCUUUUGAACUUUAAACCUCAGUCACUGUAGUUUGGUAUAGAAGUAAGAGAAAAAGAGAGGUAGCCUGAGUUCACAUAACACAUAAUGGUGUAUUCUAAUUAUGCACAUGGCCCUGUGGACAUAUGAGGCCAAGAUUCACUUGUAUCAGAGUGAUAGCAACAGCAAAGUCUGGGGGCCAAAAUUAACUUUCCAUGAUCCAAAACACUCGUCGGUAAAACAUGGAGGCAGGGUUGUUAUGGUUCGGGUAUGUAUGGAUGCCACUGGUACUGGCUCGCUUGUCAUCAAUGAUGAUGUAACUGACAGAAACAGCAGAAUGAAUUUUGAAGUGUACAGAAGCAUCUUAUCUGCGGUUCAGGCAAAUGCUUCCAAACUCGUUGGAUAGCGCAACAACAAAGGAGUUACUGGUAAAGCAACAAAGUAGGUUUUCAAAGCCAAAAAUUGGAAAACUCUUGACUGACAAAGUUAGUCACCCGAACCAAAUCAAAUUGAAUAUGUGUUUCAUAUGCUAAAGAAAAAACUUAAGGCAACCGGCCCAAAAUAAGGUUGAGCUGAAGAUGGCUGCAGUACAGGCAUCAGGUUCACCAGAGAGGAUACUCAGCAUGUGGUGAUGUCUGUGGGUCACAGACUUCAAUCAGUCAUUGCAUGUGACAAAGUACUAAACAUGACUGCUUUCAUUUAGAUAGCAUUAAUAUGGCCCAGACGUUAUGUUGCCCUGAAAUAGGGGGGCUAUGUAGAGUGCUGCAUGGUUCACUAAAUUUCUACAUGGUGAAACCAAAGUGUGUAAAAUACCCUCCAAUACAAGAUUUGUAAGUACAGAGGCAAAUCAAGAAAAAAUGUCUUUGUCCCAAACAUUAUGGAGCUCAAUGUAGCUCUUGCAGUUGCAUCAACUAAAAUGUAAAGUAAAAUUGUGUAGUUAGAUUAAAUAAGGUAAUUCAUUGUUUAUGGAAAUAAUCUGAAUUGUGGUGCAGUAUUAAUCAAAUUUCAUAGGGUAGGCUGUAUUUUUGGUUUGCAUUUUUCUUUUUUAUUGAUCAGAUAAUCUGACCAUAUGGCAUGAUCACUGAAUUUUUCUUGCGCUGGUCUCACAUAUUUCACAAGUACUUUCGUGAUUAUGCCGUCUGUGGGGUAAAGACCACAUCUGUGUGCGUGUAUACGUCUGUGUUAAUGUGUUCACGAGCGCAUAAGCGUGUGUGCACAUGCUUGUAAUGUGAAUGCGAAUCUGCCUGUGUAUUGUAUACCUUUACUCUUGAUUUCCCUGAAGGUAGAAUUCUCAUUAAUCAGACCCUAUAAAAUCCCAAUGAGGCGCAAACAGUGUGGAGUUGGAGUUUGGAGGCUGGUGAGCUCUGAUGGGUUUCCUUUUGGGCUUACUCUCGGCGUUGUGUUUGUGCGCGGCGUUUAUGCGAACAGCUAGCGAGCCGGAGGACUGCGCGCGCUGGGAUGAUCUGGACACCGCCGUGGUCCACAAAGAUGGCCACGUGGUUCUGGCAGGCAUGUUCCCCAUUCACUCCAAAGGUGUGGAGCAGGAGCAUGCGUACAAGCAGAGGCCGGGGAGAAGGAAGUGCCGAGGGUUUAAUCUCCGUGUGUUCCGGUGGUCCCAAGCGAUGAUAUUCUUCAUCGAGGAGAUUAACAGGAACCCAGCCCUCCUACCCAACAUCACGCUGGGCUACAGAUUGUAUGACACCUGUGGGCUGGAGCAGCUUUCGGUGAGGACAGCCCUGUCUGUCAUCUCGCAGCCCCUCAAGAGCUGGGGAGGGAGGUGCGUGUCUCCCAGCCUGCCCCUCAUCAUUGGGGACUCGGGCUCCACGCUGUCCAUGGCCAUCUCCCGUGUACUCAACCUUAACAGCGUCCCUCUGGUGAGCUACUUUGCCUCAUGCGCAUGUCUGAGUGACAAGCGUCAGUUUCCAUAUUUUUUCCGCACAAUCCCGAGUGACGUGAACCAGGCUGACGCCCUGGCCCGCCUGGUGCGUCACUUUGGGUGGACCUGGGUGGGCACCAUGGGGGCAGACGACGACUACGGACGCACGGGCAUCGACAUGUUCACGGCCGAGGUGACCAAAUUGGGCGUGUGCGUGGCUUUCAGGGUGAUUAUCCCCAAGCUGCCAUCCAGCGAAAGCAUGCGUGAGAUUGUUACGAUAAUACGUGACUCCACUGCUACGGUGAUUGUGGCCUUCGCUAUUGAAGAGGACAUCCACCCUGUCAUUCAAGAGAUUGUCCGGCAAAAUGUGACAGGGAAGCAGUGGGUGGCAAGCGAAGCCUGGGUCACGUCCACCCUCAUCUCUACCCGGGAGAACCUUCCCUUCCUGGAUGGGACCAUCGGCUUUGCCAUCCGCAGGGCGGAGAUGCCUGAGUUGAAACAGUUCCUUGAGACCCUCAACCCACUGGCUGAGCCCCACAACCCCUUUGCAAGGGAAUUCUGGGAAAUGCAGUUUCAGUGUUCCCUGAACACAACAGAACCAUUUGCCUCUACCACUGAGUCCACCGCCUAUAACAAUACCUGCACGGGGGCAGAGAGGAUUCAGGACACAGACAGCAUCUACAAUGACGUGUCCCAGCUCAGGGUCACCUAUAACAUGCACAAGGCUGUUUACUCCGUGGCUCACGCCUUGCACAACAUGCUGAUGUGCCAGCAUGGGGGAGGAGGCAGGGGAGGGGCCAGGACACUCACCAGCGGCUGUGCAGACAUACACACACUGCAGCCGUGGCAGAUUGUGCAGUACCUGAAGGAGGUGAGCUACACCAACCUCUUUGGGGACGUUGUUCAUUUUGAUGCGAAUGGUGACCCGGUGGGGUCCUAUGACAUCAUCAACUGGCAGAAGAACGGAGAUGGUUCGGUGAAGUAUGUGACCGUGGGGCGUUUUGACUCCUCCCUGCCGCUCCAGCAACAGUUGGUGUUCAGUCAGAGGGACAUCGUGUGGCACGGUGCGCACAGGGAGGUUCCUGUGUCGGUGUGCUCAGAGACCUGCCCCACCGGCUACAGGAAAGCCUCACGCACAGGACAGCCUGUGUGCUGCUAUGACUGUGUGCUCUGUGCUGAGGGCACCAUCAGCAACUGCACAGAUCAGCCAGAGUGUAUUCCAUGUCCGGAGGACUUCUGGUCCAAUAAGAAACGGGACAGCUGUGUUGUCAAGGAGAUAGAGUUCCUGUCCUACACAGAGUCCUUCGGAAUGGCACUGGCAGCCAUGGCGAUCCUGGGUGCCUUAUCCACUGCAGCGGUGGCGGCCAUUUUCCUGUGGCACAGGCGCAGCCCGAUCGUGCGCGCGAACAACUCGGAGCUGAGCUUCCUCCUGCUGCUGUCGCUGACGUGCUGUUUCCUGUGCGUGCUGACCUUCCUGGGCCGGCCCUCGCACUGGGGCUGCCGGCUCCGCCGCACCUCCUUUGGCAUCAGCUUCGCCCUCUGCCUCUCUUGCCUGCUCAGCAAGACCCUGGUCGUGCUGAUGGCAUUCCAGGCUACGCUGCCCGGCAACAGUGUGGCGCGCUGGUUCGGCCCCACUCAGCAGCGACUGGGCGUGCUGGUCUGCGUCGCUGUGCAGGUCCCUCAGUCUGUCUGCAGCAAGAGCUGCCUCCCUGGAACCCGCAAAGCCAUCAAGCCUCAAUUCCCUGCCUGCUGCUUUGACUGUGUUGCUUGCGCAGCUGGGGAAAUCAGUAAUCAGACAGAUGCCAUAGUGUCUGAAAUACCUACCUGUGUUCUGGUCCAACACAAGAACAGGGCCAGGGAAGAGGUGUGGAACUUCUCAAUCUUGGCAGUUUGACUAGACUGGGCUGCUUUGCUCACAAUGGGGUAUUUCAGAGACAUUCAGUGGAGCGAUUGUUUCCCCUCCAGGGCUGAUACCAUGAUGAAGACCCACAAGGCCACUGGACAAAGCCCAGGGCUUCUGAUAACUCACACUUCUGUCUGCAGCCUGCAGAGUGGAAACUCUGUCUGAUAAAUGUUCAUUGAGAAAUUGAAAUGUGAACCUCAGAGAGGGACAAUGCGGUGUGUUGUGUCCUGAUGGUGACUGGAUUUACAUGUGUGGGGUGGAAUCACAGUGCUGCUCAGAUGAGAGGGGUUCCCACACUGAGCAAACAAAGUUUGCCCUCUCCUGCUUCUAUUCUGUGAUGAUAGAAUGACAAGGAACAGAAAUGUGAGAUGCUUUAUGGUAAAAAAAAAAAAAAAAAAAAGAAUUGAUAUUUUGCUUGAGAA
This is a messenger RNA of Anguilla anguilla (European eel), 4223 nucleotides long. RefSeq names its product extracellular calcium-sensing receptor. The coding region runs from base 1390 to 3792 and encodes 800 amino acids. Gene Ontology annotation, biological process: G protein-coupled receptor signaling pathway. Gene Ontology annotation, cellular component: membrane. Gene Ontology annotation, molecular function: G protein-coupled receptor activity. The record is from RefSeq and is a predicted model, not a curated record. Lineage: Eukaryota; Metazoa; Chordata; Actinopteri; Anguilliformes; Anguillidae. The transcript has 9 exons.